This is a messenger RNA of Suillus fuscotomentosus, 1156 nucleotides long. RefSeq lists its product as uncharacterized. Gene Ontology annotation, molecular function: protein binding. The record is from RefSeq and is a predicted model, not a curated record. The transcript is spliced from 3 exons. Lineage: Eukaryota; Fungi; Basidiomycota; Agaricomycetes; Boletales; Suillaceae. Bases 156 to 929 code for a protein of 257 amino acids.
UGCAUCCAUUUGACCGAUGAGGACGAUGCUGUUCCCCUAAGCCUCAGGGGUGCUGACCCAAUUGGAAAUUUUACGCUGCUUAUAAUGUGUCACAACUUUUCAAUGACCUCCCACUCACGGUCGACCGCUUUGUCAAGAGAAGAUACCACGAAAUAAUGCCUAAAUCACUAUUCCUGUCCCUUCUUGAAGAACUCCGGGUUUACAUUCUAUGCUUCCUUUCUUGCAGAGAUAUCCUUUGUUGCAGAUCCGUAUGCAAGGCCCUUCGCCAGACAUACAUGUCCUCCUCAGAGCUCCAGUACAUUGUCGAACUCAGCGGCCAAUGCUUGCUCUUCGUCUCCAACACGGGCGACCACACCCCUAUUUCCGAGCGCUUACAACGCCUGAGGGAUAAAGCCCAUGCAUGGCUCAAGCUUAAUGCCUUCGCUUUACAAACAGGCACCCUACCAAUCCCGUUUCCUACCCCAAGAUACUUCACUGGUGAACAUCUCUACUCGUGGAUCCACCAUAGCGACUUGGUCACCAUCAGCCCAAUACCAUCCAAACAUCCACAACAAACAAUCGAACACGAGUGGUCACCAAAAACGUUGUGUCCAUUAAUAUUUCCUCGGACAGUGAAGUACAUAUUGAUGGACCCAGCACAAAAUCUGUUCGGCAUCAUGUAUAUUGUUGACAACAUGGCCUAUCGCAUUUACCUAGCAACUCUGGAUGAUGGUCAUGUCCACCCUCACGCUGCUGGACCAGCGCUGGACCUGGAGCUGUCCGUGUAUGCAUUUGAUGUGAAGCUCGAGUGUUAUGGGAGGCAUAUCGCUUUGUGGCGCUGUGAGACUUCGAGGUUCUCGCAGACGUGGCAUCUGCAAAUUUGGGACUGGCAGCACUCAACAACAUCCGGCGUGAGUCUUCAAGCUUUAGUCAGGAAUGAUUCGAAUUGACGAUUGAUUUUGAAUUUAGAGCGCCCUCAGCGGCAGCACGUACACCAGUGCCAGUUUUUGUUUUCUCGGAAACGACAGAUUGCUCGUUUUCGCCCGAGAUUUGGAGCUGUAUUCGAUUGAGGAUAUGUCCGAGACACCGCAAUUGCUGGCAUGUUUCCGGUUGCCUUUCCCGUUGGUGAACUUGGAGAGCGAUCAUAGCUCACAGCCGAAGAUGCAGACGCAAGCCC